Messenger RNA from Fragaria vesca subsp. vesca, 1074 nucleotides. RefSeq names its product probable receptor protein kinase TMK1-like. The transcript has 2 exons. Bases 1 to 1074 code for a protein of 357 amino acids. NCBI's taxonomy places the organism in Eukaryota, Viridiplantae, Streptophyta, Magnoliopsida, Rosales, Rosaceae. The record is from RefSeq and is a predicted model, not a curated record.
AUGAGUGCUAUGGUGCUUGUUGUGGUUCUGAUUGGAGCCACGAUUGGACUAGUGCUUGUCCUAGGGCUUGCCUUUUUCCUCUAUAAGAGGAAACUUGAGGCUUCUAACACUGAAUCUAAUGCACACGGUGAUAUUAAUGUUCCUGAUACAAAUAGGACUAGAAUUUUGGUUGAUGUAGUGAGGCAUGCAACCAACAAUUUCAGACAGGAUAAUUUAAUAGGAACAGGGGGGUUUUCUAGUGUUUUUAGAGCAGAGAUAGAUAGGAAAAUAGUUGCAGUAAAAACCAUAGGCCGAAUGAGAUCUGGUAGGGCAGUUGAUGAGGCAAUAAGGUCGUUUGAGCGUGAGGUUGACGUCCUCACCAAACUACGACAUGCUAACUUGGUAGGACUAGUAGGAUAUUGUUGGGAUGCAGAAACCAUGAUACUUGUCUACGAGUACAUGGCUCAAGACCUAAAACCUUCCAACAUUUUACUCACUGACAGUUUGCAGGCCAAAGUAGCUGACUUUGGUCUGAUUCGCCCUCUCAGUGGCUAUAAUGCCACAUCUGAUACCCAGCCAGCAGGAACUGCUGGAUACAAGGCUCCAGAAUAUGCGUUAUAUAAACAAAUAUCUGUUAAGGCAGAUGUGUUUAGUUUCGGAGUCAUCUUACUGGAGUUGAUCACCGGUAAGAAGGCAGUUGAUCAAAGCUUGACUGAGUCGCAUCCACACCUCCCAAAUUGGUUCUGCAACAAAGUAAUUAACAAGGGCGGGGGCGGCAUUGUUUGGGAUGAACUCGAGAAGGUUAUUGACCCCACAAUGGCAGUUUAUACGGAUCCGAACACUGUUGACUCCUUUUUAGAAAUUGCCAAGCUAGCCAUUAGCUGCUGCAACAAGGAUCCCGACUUGAGGCCCGAAAUGACACAUGUUGUCAACAUAAUCGGGCAGCUGGUGAAGCCAUGGAAGCCAUCAGAACCCCUUCCUGAAAAUUUGGAGCAGGCAGCCGAUGGAAUGGAUUGGAUCAACAUUCCUCUCCCUGAUAUGGUGAAGCGUUGGGAGCGUGGUGAACCUUCUGGUCAAGCCAGUUCGUCCGAGUAG